AUGGGCGAACGUAUACUGUACCCAGGAAUUCUUGGUGUCUACGAACCCGACUAUUCAACUCUUGCAGCCUCACAGCGCAUUUUGCAAAGUAACAAUGGCGACAGCCGCCUUCAGCCGCUACAGAGUAUCUCGGAGGUCACAUCGUGUCCUACCUUUCCGCCCCUCUUAAGAAUUCUGUGCAUAUUUCUUCGGCAUACAACCAACAAUAACAACCAACAGAAUUUCAAAGCAUUUCUCACCAAUGUGGCCGCUCUUCACGACGUUGCAUUUUCUCCGAAAUGUCCCAUUUUAGGUAUGGGCCACCACUUUGCCGUUUGGGCUAGCCCAUUCGAUGAAUCCGACCUGGGCUUCACUGCUAUCGAUGGACGGUCUAUUAAUACCGAGGUCUAUUGUCUCAAGACUCCAAAUUUUGCUUCUGGAGGGAAGGUGGACGCCAUAGGCGCGUUCUGCAGGGAAUAUUAUGAGACCACGCUCCAGGAAUUGAGGGUCUUGCUGCACCCUCAUCUAAGAGAUUGUGAGUAUAUCAUUAGUCUUUUUGGAUUAGAUUUCCAGCAAGACUACGAUGACCACACAUUGGCAUGGCCAGUAUUGCUGGUGGAGUACGCCGAGUACGGUACGCUAGAUACUCUUCAGGAAGAUAUAUGCCUGGGAACGGAGUUGUCGAGAGUCUUGCUACUUGAUGUUGCUCGUGGGAUCCAGGCGCUCCAUGGGUGCAACAUCGUUCAUGGAGAUGUCAAAUCGGAAAACGUGCUCAUCUGCCGACACCAGCAUCGGAAAUAUGUUGCACGGCUUGCUGAUUUUGGUCUUUCCGUGAUUAACCCUGAUAUCACAAGGAAUGACCACCGACUCCCUGGCGGCACUUUCCUCUGGAGCGCACCAGAAGUUGACCAAGCUCUGUCCGUCCAAGGUCUGAAGCAAACAGACGUUUAUUCUUUUGGCCUUACUGCGUGGCGCGUGUUCAGCAACAAUCCAAACCCGUUUUCUUUGAUCUCAAUAGCAACCCUUGGAUUACGAAGCCCCGGUACACUCAGUGAGAUAGUAACUCGGGCGAAAUCGCACGAAGAUUUCACACAAAUUGUCUUGCAACUCAUGACGAAACACCAGGAUAACCCGCCAUACUUUCCUUCCAUAGUCGAAGGCACCCUUUGCAAUGACCCAGCAAGCCGUGACCUGGGCCGGGUGAUAUUUAUAUUAGCUCAGGGCCAGGAGAAUAUAAUACCCACUAAUGAUGAUGAUCAAGCGUAUUGGGCUUCGGAAGAGCCAUUAAUAACUAUGGAAGAGUUAGGUUCGUCAUACCCGGAAGAAUUUGUUCCUUUUGUAUUCAAGCCUUCAAUCCUUUUAUCCCUUGUCAAUAGCUUGGAAGCCGUUCUACAUUCAGCCUACUCAACAUUAGAGCUGGCUCGCUACACCGGGUGGCUUCUCUUUCAAUUUACAUCUGGCCCCCAGUUCCAGGCAGUAACGAAACGUGCUGAGGAUUGCUGUGCGAUAUUGAUCCGGCUAUGCCAGUUAGACUCUGCCUAUGCCAAAGGGACCGUGGUCCGCUUUCAUGAACUGCAUGGCUUAGAAGUUGACGGUUUAGAUCCAGAGUGGCUUGAAGCUGCGGCAUCAAAUGGAUCAUACUAUGCUGCGGAGAGUCUCCGUUUACUAUAUCCAGAAAAACACAAGUGGCUAAUGCAAUCCCAUUUGAUCUUCGAGGCUACACCAUCUCCGCCCGAUGAGAAGAUGUACCGCCUUAUCGACUGUUUCCGUGCAGGAGACUAUGAGGGCAGUAGAGUGAUGCUCAAAAAUGGCGUGACGGCGCAUCCUCCAGAAAUCGGAACGGUUUCUGCGCUCCAUUGGCUGGUCUCUUUUGAAGACCCAAAGCAUAUCGACGACCUUUUGGAACUCCUUUUAGAAAACGGCGCCGUAUUAGAGGCAUUCGAGGGGGAAAUGGAUGACUUCAUAUUUGGAAGGGCUGUCGGGACCCCGUUGCACUGGGCUGUCUGGCAUCGCAAUAUCUACCUGGUUCGCGCAUUAACAAGGGCAAUUGAUGAGCCAGACCAGGAGAAUGUCAACCGAGCCAUAAUAAUUGCAGCUGCCAUGCAUUUCCCUGAUGCCUUGGAAGCUCUCAAAGACUGGAUCGUCAGCCUGAAAGAUUCUACACCCUCGGCGUAUAAUUGGCAAGGUGCUUUGGAAAGUGCGACAAAUAGCACCAUAUACCAAUUACCGCGGCGGUUUCGACAUGGCGAUAAAAAGCUUCCUGAAGCUCUUGAGCGCACUAUGGAUAUCAUAUUAAGUAUCCAAAAGCCUGCACCAAUCGAAGUCCAGGCUAUGUUCUCAACAGCGAGGCGCUAUAAUCAACCGGCACUGUUAAGGUAUCUGUUCAAUCGCUUAGAUAUUGGGAAUCGAAAUGGGUUCUUCAAAGAAAGUGGUAGCGACAUUGUACUCGAAUCACUCGUAAUGGGUUUCAGGGAAGUUUUUGAAAUGUACAUUGAAAAAGGCCUGGUCACACCCCAGACCGAGCAUUGGACUGAUAAGUUCACAACACUUCAAAUUUGCUGCAUUACGCGACAGAGGGACCCAGAGUUUGCCAAACGGCUUCUUGAAAUUGGCUGCCAUGUUGAUGGGGUGGGCUCGACUGAAGCGUCGUCAUGGACGCCAUUCAUGAUAGCUGUCUCCCUGGGACUAUACGAUAUUGCCAUUAUGCUUCUCGAACACGGAGCCGACAAAGAUUAUAUAAGCGGGCGUUUGGGGGGCAACACAGCAACAAUGAACUUGAUGCGGAGCUGGCCAGAUAUUCCAAUCUCUCGCCUUAGAUUCCUCCUCGAAGAGGUUCCCCGCCUUGGAUUCGGGCAUGUGACAUUCUGGGGCUGGCCAGGGGCUGGAGGUAAUAUCCUCUAUGCACUCUCUUGUAACCACUGGGCUUCUUAUGCUACUGGAAGUCGCCUGGAGGAAACAGCUAAGUACAUAUUGAGUCAGAUGGCGGACAAGAGCUGUUUAAAUAAAAUCGAUAAGUUGGGCGCGACAGCUUUGCGGAUGGCAUGUGCAAACGGCAACUUGGAGAUCUGCCGAGCCCUAAUUGAUGCUGGCCAGGAUGUUAAUCUGGCACUUGGAUUCUCUCCAUUGAGGAACGCAAUAGAGUGGAGCGAGAAAUGCAAAAAGCGCGAGAAACGAGCAUUUGCAAACCAUAAUGGCCCUGGCCGGGAGGGGAGAUUGGCACAAACACUGCGCGUUCGAUCCGAGAAGACAAUUGAGCUCCUAAUUGCGAAUGGGGCUGUAGAUCGAGGGGUCCAUGAGUCUAUAAGGAAUACCAUGGACUACAUGGCCAACGGCCAGUGGCAGAAGCCAAGCUUUGAGACGGCUCUAGAAAUGUUCUCCGGGUUUAUCGAUUCAUCAAGUAUGGUGAAACCUGGCAGCACACCAUUAAAUCCAACCUCACGAAAACACUUCAAGGCAGGCCAGGGAAAAGAGACAACUGCUCAAAGGCUCCUCCGCAAUUUAGGGGCUAAGAUGGACAAUGCUAAUGGAAAAUCUGAACCUAGGGUGGCUCUACGUUAUCAACCGCAUGAUUGUUUUCCUUGGCGCAGCGACUGUUGUACUUCCUCGAGCCGCUCUGGUUCGGGAAACCUCGAGAUGAGCUCUAUGACAAGCCAUUCGCCUGGUCAAUCACAAUGGCACAAACCUGCCUCAGGACCAUCCUUUCCAGGAGCAUCGAUUGGCCUUACAUCCCCUCCCGCUGCCCUACCCACAUUUGCAAAUCCAAAUCUCCCUCAACAUGGGCCUCUCCAUCCCCAGGCAUCUCCACAUUCAGGAUUGUCUGGACAAAGUCCCGUCUCAUUCAACACCACACUACCCCAACACCCCCCUUUAAGUAUAAGGCCGCAAUCCUACUCCACUGCCUCUCAAACACUCCUAUCAAACAUUGAAAACAGACAGCACAUAUACAAUCCUCCGCGAAAGGUCGAUGAUGUCCUCCAAACCAUCCGGAACAAAUUAAUUCUCCAUUUCCUUGAAGGGCCGGGCGCCACGGCCACACCGUCAGAACUGCGACUACAUGCAACACACGUUCUCAAUGAGCAAUUGCACUUACCGGUUUUUCUCAGUGUGCAACGUAAUGAUAUUAGUUCGUGCGAAGAAUUUGAUGAUAUUAAGGAGACGGUGAAGAGUUGCUUGGAGGUAAUGGGGGUUCAGGGUGCUUUGAGCUUAGUGCCUGAGUUGGUGGAGGAUGGCCGUGGACUUCAGGUUCAUAUCUUCUCCGCUGAAUCUGGUAGGGGGAUGAUGACUAGGUGA
Molecule: messenger RNA, 4269 nt
Organism: Venustampulla echinocandica
Lineage: Eukaryota; Fungi; Ascomycota; Leotiomycetes; Helotiales; Pleuroascaceae
Exons: 4
Coding region: 1-4269 (1422 amino acids)
Biological process (GO): protein phosphorylation
Molecular function (GO): protein kinase activity; ATP binding; protein binding
Source: RefSeq, a predicted model, not a curated record